Messenger RNA from Acaulospora colombiana, 885 nucleotides. NCBI's taxonomy places the organism in Eukaryota, Fungi, Glomeromycota, Glomeromycetes, Diversisporales, Acaulosporaceae. The record is from the annotation of a GenBank genome assembly.
AUGUGUCAAGGAGGUGACUUCACCAAAGGUGAUGGCACCGGUGGUGAAAGUAUUUAUGGUGAAAGAUUUGAAGACGAAAAUUUCGAGACCAAGCAUGAUCAACCAUUCCUCCUAUCCAUGGCGAAUGCUGGGAAAGAUACGAAUGGUUCACAAUUUUUUAUUACUACAAAUAAAACCGAGCAUUUGGAUGGUAAACAUGUCGUCUUCGGUAAGGUGAUAAAGGGCAGGUCAGUGGUUCGUACGAUUGAAAAUAAUCCAACGGGCGCCAACGAUAAACCAAUAAAGACUGUCAAAAUUGUCGACUGUGGAGAAUUAAAGGAAGGAGAUGAUUUUGGAAUAAGCGAGCCAGCUGACGGAGAUAUUUAUGAGGAUUGGCCUGAGGACCAUUCUGGAGAGUUGAAACCAGAAGACUACCUUGAAAUUGCUCGGAAAUUAAAGGAAAUUGGCAAUGACCAUUUUAAGAAAUCAGAAUACGAACUUUCUAUCAGAAAGUACACGAAGGCUAUCCGUUAUAUAGAUGAAAUUGGUGAAUCUGAAAAUAUCAAAGAUGAAACAAUCUACGCGUUAAAAAUUCCAUGCUUUCUUAACAAAGCAGCCUGUGCGUUAAAAUUACAAACCUGGAAGGAUGCAAUAGAGGCUACUAACUCAGUGUUGGAAAUGCCUGGGGAAGUUUUGUCUGCAACGGAUAAAGCCAAAGCUUUGUAUAGAAGGGGAUGCGCGAAAGUUGGCAUAAAGGACGAAGAAGAUGCUGUAAAAGACCUAAAAGAGGCUUCUCAGUUAAAUCCAAAUGACGCAGCUAUUUUGAAAGAACUAAACAAUGCAAAGCAGAAAAUUUUGGCUAGGGAGAAGGCUGCCAAAAAAGCAUAUAGUAAAAUGUUUGAAUAG